AUGGUACUAGCAGACCUUGGAAGAAAAAUAACAUCAGCAUUACGCUCAUUGAGCAAUGCCACCAUUAUCAAUGAAGAGGUAUUAAAUGCUAUGCUAAAAGAAGUAUGCACAGCAUUAUUGGAAGCAGAUGUUAAUAUUAAACUAGUGAAGCAACUAAGAGAAAAUGUAAAGUCUGCUAUUGAUCUUGAGGAGAUGGCAUCUGGGCUUAACAAAAGAAAAAUGAUUCAGCAUGCUGUAUUUAAAGAACUUGUGAAGCUUGUAGACCCUGGAGUUAAAGCAUGGACACCUACUAAAGGAAAACAGAAUGUGAUCAUGUUUGUUGGAUUGCAAGGGAGUGGUAAAACUACCACAUGUUCUAAGUUAGCUUAUUAUUACCAGAGGAAAGGUUGGAAGACCUGUUUGAUAUGUGCAGACACAUUCAGAGCAGGGGCUUUUGACCAACUAAAACAGAAUGCAACGAAAGCAAGAAUUCCAUUCUAUGGAAGCUAUACAGAAAUGGAUCCUGUUAUCAUUGCCUCUGAAGGAGUGGAGAAAUUCAAAAAUGAAAAUUUUGAAAUAAUUAUUGUUGAUACAAGUGGACGUCAUAAACAAGAAGACUCUUUGUUUGAAGAAAUGCUUCAAGUUGCUAAUGCUAUACAACCUGAUAACAUUGUUUAUGUGAUGGAUGCCUCCAUUGGGCAGGCCUGUGAAGCCCAGGCUAAGGCUUUUAAAGAUAAAGUAGAUGUAGCCUCAGUAAUAGUGACAAAACUUGAUGGCCAUGCAAAAGGAGGUGGUGCACUCAGUGCAGUUGCUGCCACAAAAAGUCCAAUUAUUUUCAUUGGUACAGGGGAACAUAUAGAUGACUUUGAACCUUUUAAAACACAGCCUUUCAUCAGCAAACUUCUUGGUAUGGGUGACAUUGAAGGACUGAUAGAUAAAGUCAACGAGUUGAAGUUGGAUGACAAUGAAGCACUUAUAGAGAAGUUGAAACAUGGUCAGUUUACGUUGCGAGACAUGUAUGAACAAUUUCAAAAUAUUAUGAAAAUGGGCCCCUUCAGUCAAAUCUUGGGAAUGAUCCCUGGUUUUGGAACAGAUUUUAUGAGCAAAGGAAAUGAACAGGAGUCAAUGGCAAGGCUAAAGAAAUUAAUGACGAUAAUGGAUAGUAUGAAUGAUCAAGAACUUGACAGUACAGAUGGUGCCAAGGUUUUUAGUAAGCAACCAGGAAGAAUCCAGAGAGUAGCAAGAGGAUCAGGUGUGUCAACGAGAGAUGUUCAAGAACUUUUGACACAAUAUACUAAAUUUGCACAAAUGGUAAAAAAGAUGGGAGGUAUCAAAGGACUUUUCAAAGGUGGUGACAUGUCUAAGAAUGUAAGCCAGUCACAGAUGGCAAAAUUAAAUCAACAAAUGGCCAAAAUGAUGGAUCCAAGAGUUCUUCAUCACAUGGGUGGUAUGGCAGGUCUUCAGUCAAUGAUGAGGCAAUUUCAACAGGGUGCUGCUGGCAAUAUGAAAGGCAUGAUGGGAUUCAAUAAUAUGUAA
Messenger RNA from Pipistrellus nathusii (Nathusius's pipistrelle), 1515 nucleotides. The record is from the annotation of a GenBank genome assembly. Lineage: Eukaryota; Metazoa; Chordata; Mammalia; Chiroptera; Vespertilionidae.